AUGUUUGUGACAGUCGAAAACCAUCUCAUUAAGCAUGGCCACAUUGGCGUUGCUGUCAAAGUACAAAAUUUUGCCAAACUUUUCGAGAAUUCCGAGUCUAAGAAAAGCCAGCAGAAAUGGAUAAAAGACCAAUUGUACCAACAAUUCUGGGCUAUGACCAUUAUCCAAGCGGAAAUCUAUUUCUCCCAGGAAAUAAAAGCACUUGAGAAACUUGAAGGUGUUAAUGAUACAGGCUUAACAGACGAGGAGAAAUCACUUCUGAGUUGCUUGAAAAAGAAACUAUCAUUCAGCGGAGAGAACUGGUGGUUUAUCACCCACAAUAUCCAUCGGAACUGGUUCCAGAAACCGAAAGGGCCGUAUAUUCGAAACUACGAGCUGUAUCAGAAGGGGUACCUAACACAUACGGAAAAGGAGAUGCAGCUAGCAUGCAAAGCUGAAGGUGGCUGUUGUGCCUGGGGUUGUGGCUGUUGUUAUCGGCGGAUUGUGGCUGUUGUAUACGAAGAAGACCAGGAGGAUAUGACAAUCCGUUUGAGGGAGAUGAAAGAGGACGGGCAAUGA
Molecule: messenger RNA, 558 nt
Organism: Talaromyces atroroseus
Lineage: Eukaryota; Fungi; Ascomycota; Eurotiomycetes; Eurotiales; Trichocomaceae
Exons: 2
Coding region: 1-558 (185 amino acids)
Source: RefSeq, a predicted model, not a curated record